CAACAACUGGACAUAAUAGUAACAACGCCGAGUCGUCUUUUGUCUGCGCUCAAUCACAAAUCAGAUUUAUGUGCGAAUUUGAGGCAUAUUGUUGUUGACGAAGCAGAUUUACUUCUUUCGUUUGGAUACGAAGACGACGUUAAAAACUAUAAUAAUGGUAAGAUUGCUUCCAGAAAACUGAAAGAAUAUCUUCCUCAGUCAUAUCAAACCAUAUUCACCUCCGCCACUCUGUCUGAAGAUAUCGGUCCGUUGAAAGAGGCAUUCUUACGUGGAUCUCUCGUUACACUGAAACUCAAAGUACACAACUUAAGUCAUAAUCAGCUAUCUAAAGGGUUGUUGAAUGGUCAACUGAUAUUUGUGUUCAAUUUAAGAGUCGGCUUGUUUCUCGAAGCGUUCAAGAUACGCUCUUGCAUCGUCAACGCUGAAAUGCCGUAUAACAGUCGGUGCCAUGUUGUGAACGAGUUCAAUGAAGGCAGAUACAACUACAUAAUCGCAUCCGACUUGAACGAUGUCUUCGCAAAUGACUCAUCGCAGCAAAACGAUAGCAAUGACGUUGGUUUUAAAUAUUACUUUUCAUCAGGUCGUCGUCAUAUUCCAACAGCGGUGAAGGUACAUCAGAAGAAAGAAAAAAGAAAGCGUAAAAAAUGGGAUAAAGAGUCGGGUGUAUCUCGUGGUAUCGACUUUCAUCACGUUUCGAACGUUAUCAACUUUGACUUUCCAACCGCAAUCGAUUCUUAUAUACAUCGUGUUGGAAGGACUGCACGUGGCUGGAAUAAAGGAACCGCGUUAUCGUUCGCGAUACCUAGCGAAAAGCAAUUCGUUGAUGAAAUCAGUGAAUAUAUUAAUGAGAUGGGCUCAGUAAUAAUGCCUUACGAAAUACGAAUCAAAGAACUGGAAUCAUUCGUUCUGAGAGCAAGGGAAGUGCUCGCAGCGUGCACACGAAGUGUGAUUCGAGAGGCGCGAUUGGCUGAAAUUAAAGGAGAAAUUUUGCGAUCAAAGAAACUGGACAGUUAUUUCGCAAAGAAUCCCCGCGAAAAAGCAACACUCGAGCAAGACAAACGACUGCAUUCAUUGUCUUUACAUAGUCCUGCAAUUGCAGACGUUCCCGAUUACAUGGGUCAGUUCAUUUUGAAUGCAUUUACCAAUUAUUUCUAUGAAAAUGAGAAUAGUAAUUAUGAGUUUUCUACGCCUCUACCGAUCGCAGAUAUUGCACUCUGCUGUGUCAGUGUUAACCUUUUACUUCCCCUAGUGCACUGA
Molecule: messenger RNA, 1257 nt
Organism: Anisakis simplex (herring worm)
Lineage: Eukaryota; Metazoa; Nematoda; Chromadorea; Rhabditida; Anisakidae
Source: the annotation of a GenBank genome assembly